AUGUCCGCGCACGCACAUCAAUCGGAGCGAGAGUCAAGUAGCAUGCGCAGCAAUUACGAGGCGAGCCAAGGGUCGGUGAAGAGCCUCGAGGAGAAAGUCUCGAGUCUGGAGGCCUCUCUACGGGAAGCUAUUGACAAGGUCGAGAAGUCGGAACAGGAGCAGGCGCGGCUGUCCAAUGAGAAGACGGCACUUGUCGCCAUGGUGAAGAAGCUUAAUCGUGACGUGGCAAAGCUGGAGACGUUCAAGCGCACGUUGAUGCAGCAGCUGCAGGACGAGAACGACGACGAACCACCCUCCAUGGCCGCAGCCACUGCCGCUGCCCCCAAACCAGCAGCAUCAGAGCCCACCACGGCCUCGGCUGGUAGCGGGGCAUCUGCUGCAAAGCAGACUGGCGACAGCGCUUCUGAUGCAGACAGCAAUGCCGGGGACAAGGCCAAGCCAGCCAAUCAGACGCCGACGCCAGCUGCAGCAGACACUACCCCCAGGCCGCCCAGCAUUGCAAUUCCAACGGGCAGCAACAUGGGCAGCAGCAAGCAGCGCACGCCCCUCAUGACGCCCUCCCUGGUCUCGCCUCAAUACACUCCCUCCGCCACUCCCCCCCACUCCGCCUCGGGUGCUCCCCGUGAAGGUCGGCCACCACGAGUGGAUGGGAAGGAGUUCUUCAGACAAGCAAGGAACCGUCUGUCAUAUGAGCAGUUCAGCGCCUUCCUGGCCAACAUCAAGGAGCUCAACGCACACAGACAGUCCAGAGAAGAAACGCUGCGCAAGGCAGACGAGAUAUUUGGCCCCGACAACAAAGACCUCUACACGGCAUUUGACGGGCUGCUGUCACGGCACCUGCCCUCCUAG
Molecule: messenger RNA, 849 nt
Organism: Closterium sp. Naga37s-1
Lineage: Eukaryota; Viridiplantae; Streptophyta; Zygnematophyceae; Desmidiales; Closteriaceae
Source: the annotation of a GenBank genome assembly